This is a messenger RNA of Strongylus vulgaris, 339 nucleotides long. NCBI's taxonomy places the organism in Eukaryota, Metazoa, Nematoda, Chromadorea, Rhabditida, Strongylidae. The record is from the annotation of a GenBank genome assembly.
AUGUUUCGUCUUCGCGAUCCAGCGGAAAACGUCUCUGGGGCAAAGUAUCAAUGGGCUGGUGUUAUAAUGAGAAGGACAGUCGACCGAUGGACACCAAGAACUAUGGAAUGGAUUUCUCGCGAAGCAAAACGUCCUCGAGGGAGGUCAUCAGCCAGAUGGGCUUACGUGUUCGUUACACGGAUGGACCAGCUGAAUUCUCCGCUGGUAAGGAAUGGAUGUGGACCUCGCAAACGUCGCCGCCGCAGUUCAAUACUAACAUCGUGGAUGACGAUAGCGAGAGAUAGAAACGGAUGGAAACAGUGCUGUGGCCUGUACGACAAUCAAAGACAGGCCAUUUAA